CAUCACUAGUUUGUCUCGUUCGCUCAUCGCGAUAGGGUGCGUCCUGUUCGCGUGCUGCCAUUUUUUCGCGAAAAAUACGUAUUUCCAGCCAGCCUUUUCCACCCACACACGGGGCCGGGCUGCGUGCGUGCGGAGGUGUUCGUGGGCGUGUGUGCGUGUGUGUGUCGCGGGCCGUGUGACGAAUGCAAUCUGCUUCCGGCGCGCGGUCCACGGUUUGCUGCCAGUGCCGCGGUGCAACGAUGUGAAAAGUGUACGCUCAGCCUUUCUCUCUCUCGCUCGCUCGUCCGAACAGCAGAGGGUGUGCGGAAAAGUGCGUGCGUCACACAGUGCCAGUGGAGAACACCGUGUGUGUGUGUGCGCGCCUCUGUGUUUCGGGUUGUUUCGGUCCCUUCGGUGGCUGUGUUUAGUUUAGUAGCAGCAACAACAGCAAAGGCAACAACAACAACAGCGAGGCCUUUUGUUUCGGAUGGUGCUGUCGAACGCGCAUACAUGUGUGUAUGCGUGCGUGCAUGUGUGUGCGGUGUGCGUGUACGUGUGUAUGUGUGUGCGCGCGUGAUGAGAUUUAAAGAUGGCGGCAUCGAAUAACAGGCGGAGAGAAAGCACUUUAUCAAAGUUAUCAUGCGCCCGGUGCUGUGGCGAUUUCUUCGGCUACCUGCUGCGGCUACGGGUCAGCCCGGAGGAGCUCGAGCAGCGCUAUAAAUCGCGCGAGAUCGACAAAAUUCUCGAGAAAGAUAAACAUGCGUUCCGGCGACAGGUUAAGCUACUGUUGCUGGGCGCGGGCGAAUCCGGCAAAUCGACGUUUCUCAAGCAGAUGCGAAUCAUUCACGGGAUCAACUUUGAGCCCGAACUAAUUAAAGAAUACCAACAUGUGAUCUACCAAAACAUAGUCAAAGGCAUGCAAGUGUUGUGUGACGCUAGAGAUAAGCUAGAUAUACCCUGGGAGCACCCGACAUCGCAGCUGGCCGCGAACGAAGCGGUAAUGUUUCACAGCGGCUGCCUGCUGGACGCCGAACAGUUCCACCAGUACGUACCGCUCAUCAACAUCCUGUGGACGGAUGGCGCCAUCCGGAAGGCGUACGAUCGACGAAGGGAGUUCCAAAUUAGUGAUUCUGUUAGUUAUUUCCUAGAUGAAUUAGACCGAAUAUCGAGGUUAGAUUACAAGCCCACCCAUCGUGAUAUUUUGCACUGUCGCAAAGCAACUAAAGGUGUAUUUGAGUUUACGAUAAGGAUACAGAACAUUCCAUUUGUGUUCGUUGACGUCGGAGGACAGAGGACACAGCGCCAAAAAUGGACCAAAUGUUUCGACUGCUCCGUCACGUCGAUCCUGUUUCUCGUAUCGACCUCCGAGUUCGAUCAGGUGUUGGCUGAGGAUAGAAAAACGAACCGUCUGGAAGAGUCGCGCAACAUCUUCGACACGAUCGUGAACAAUACCACGUUCGAGGGUAUUUCGAUCAUCCUGUUCCUCAACAAGACGGACCUGCUGCAGCAGAAGGUGAAAAACCCGGAGACGGACAUCCGCUGGUACUAUCCGCAGUUCACCGGCAACCCGCACUCGAUCCUGGACGUGCAGAACUUCAUCCUGCAGAUGUUUAUGAACGUGCGGAAAAACACCAAAACGCCCAUCUACCAUCACUUCACCAACGCGGUCGACACGCAGAACAUUCAGGUCGUGUUCAGCUCGGUGAAGGACACGAUCCUGCACCGCAACCUGUCCGCGCUGAUGCUGCAGUAGUAGGGCACGGAUCGGUCGUUGUAGUUUUGUUUAGUGAUUAGGUUAGCAGCACGAACUGGAAACUCCUUUUUGUGGCUUUCUGCUCGGGUUUAGUUUUUGUUUUUUCCCCCGAUUUGUUUCUCUCUCUCUCUCUUUCUUUUGCUCGUUUCAUCACACUUUCGUUUGCCAUAAGGAACGAAACGCAAAUGCAUCGGAAUGUACAUUAUUACGUUGUUUGGUCCUUUCUCCCGUCGAGGACAGCAGCGGAGGGACAGCCUGAAAGCGGGGCUCUUUUGCUACUGCUAAUGUGCGCGGGGAACUUGUAGAUAUAUCGGAUAGUGUAAGCGUGCGCUCUCGAUUCAGGGUUUUGUUUGCCCUAGCUCGUUGUGUGGCUCUGUUGUUGAGGGAAAAAUCGGUUCCCGUUCAUCCGUGGUUUCCCCCCUCUUUUGAUUUCGCCUCACUCAAACCAAACUUGUAUCUCCACUGUCAAAGGGAUAUGUGUGGCCGGUUUUUCUUUCUGUUCUGGGUACAGUUUUCCACCCGAAUGUGCACCGUGAGUGUGUGCGCGUCACGACUGCUCAAUGGAAGAAUGAAUGGUUUGAAAUAUUAUAACCUUAAUUACAGUAAUGAACUUGAUUUCGUGAACUAUUCGCUUUUCUGCGGUCGUUGGUCCAUUUCAGGGCAAACCAAGCAGCCCUACACUGCCCUCGUUGUCCCAUCCCCCCUCCCCCCGAAUUAGCAUUGUAAUCGAACUGUUCGACACGACACGGAACUGGGGCGGGAAAGCGUUUACUCUUCUUUGUAAUUGUUUAUUAGCGCCUUAUGAACAAAGUUCUUGAAGAAUAGAAAUAGAAGUAAACAAAAAGAAAAGGGUACGGAUGCAGCAUCGAGUGCAUUUCCAAAAUGAAACGUUCACUAGCCUCCUCACCUAAACGCGCGCUCUCUCUCUAUAUAUAUACAUAUAAAUCGUCUCACCGCAAUACUGUACUAGACUGGAAUUUUACAACACUACUAAAGAAUCUCCUCUUUGUACUGAUUCACAUCUAUAGAACAGUUGUUAAGCUAAAGCAAACAUGCAGCAUCGAGAGGGGAUAGAAGAAGAAUAACCACUACUAAACACACACGUCCGAACAGAGCCGAAAGAGGAUGGGAAGGGGCAAACAAAAACGAAUGCAAAAAACAGUGCAACACAAACAACACGCAUACAUACACACAUACAAACACACACAAAAUAACGUAAAAGAAAGGGAUACACACACAAUUUACACCAAAAACUAAUUUUAAUCUUUAAACAAAAACCAUGUUCAUAAAUAACCCACAAAUCUCUAAUUACGCGGCUAUAUAGAGCAAGAAACAAUCGAACGAUCGAACGAACGGUACGGAAGCGAUCGAGCACAGCAGUAGCGGUGUGCAGUGUGGCGUGUAAGGUAAAUACAAUACAACAAGAGUCUCACUGGCGGAGAUGGACGAGCGCAUAUUACGCGGGGUACGAUCGGGGGGGUCAAUGGAAGGAUUAUGACGUGUGAUUUGCGUGUGAAUUGGUGCCGGAAAUUUGGGAAGCUUUUUUUAAAUGUAAAAUAGUAUGCAAACAGUCUCAUUUGCACACCUUUCCCUUGUACUUGUACUGCUCGUAGUCAUACGUUUGUUUGCCAUAUCUGUCUCUCUCUCUCUUGCAUUGCAGUUGGACUGGAAUUGUACACUCCAGUCCCACUGGAGUUAGGAGAGAAUCGUUUUGCUUGUGUUUUUAAAUACGCUCCUUCUUUCCUGUUUUGCACCUAAAAUACCCCCCCCCCCCCCUAUUAUUUUGUGAAGUGUGCCAUAAGAGCGCGCGUGCCUAUCGGGCACGGAUAUAUGUUGAACGAUUUCUGACUGACUUUCCCUACUGGAGUUUCUAGCAACCAAUUACACGAGUGAGCUGAGCGCGAAGUGCAAUACACGGCACAAUCUUCCGGCGCAUUUUCCCCCUCGCUACCCACCACCCCCCAUGUGUACGCUCCUCCCACCGCGCAGUGUUGGACACAGUUUGAAGAAAGACAAAUCAUUAGAUUGUAGCUAGAGCGAAUGUAAAGGGUUUAUAGUAGGUCGCUUAUGCGUCCCAUACCGCCUAAUUCCCUAUAGUUGGUCCUGGGUGGCGACGUGUAGCGAUGUGUGUAUAUCGAGGAAAACUCCCCUGAAAAGGGGAAAGGAAUUUGUGGUUAGUUUAUCGUCUUAUAACGCCUGUUGUAAAUAGCCGGAACAUUUAAAAUUACAUCCUCUCCCCAUUUUUCCCAUUUUAUAAAACAUGUGCUGGGCUGGUACUUUAUCAUCACACAAAGUAAAGGCACAAAAGCCACUCGCCACUCGUGUAAGCAUUUAAUCACCUAAAACCCCCGGAGGGGAAAGGAACAGAAGCGAGUGUGUGCGGGAAUAUAAUCGUAAAUAUGUGAAUGAACGUUCGAAAGGAAAUUGGGGUGGAAAUUGGGUAAAGAUGAUAUUGAACGAUAAGCCACCGUCAAGUCGUACUACGGUCAGGUUUAGGUUUUGUGUUUGUCCAUCAGCUACCACAAAUUUUGUUACAAUAAUAAUAAUAAUAACGAUGAUGAUGAUAAUGGAGAUAAACACACACACACAGAGGCACAGAUGGAUAACGGAUCCAGAUGAGCACAAAUACAAGCAUACACACACACAGCUACCGGAGCAGCAUUAUACAAAACAGCAUUCCCCUAUGAAAGUAAGCGGCUGGAGAAAAUGGUCGAGAGUUGAGCAUAGUAGAAAAAGAAAAAAACAAGUGUAAACCAAAUGAACCAAUCUCUACUGUAAGCGAUCUUAGAAAUCUGCAAACUCUAGGAAUUAGGAAAGUGAAACUCUCAACACGAACAUAACAAACAAACAAAGCUGAUUAUCAGGAGGAGAAACACAUACACGUAAAAAAGUAAGAUGCAACAUAAACGAAGCAGAGCAAAGUAAGAAAAGGGGGAAUAUAGAAGUAAAAGACUUUCGCAACAAUGAAACAAGGAAAAAAGAGGCAAUACAGCGCAAUACCACAAACCCAUAUUAGCUAGGUUAGCAGCUAGGCGUGUGUGUGAGUGUUGUGGGCCAAUUUUUGGCUCCUUUAGGGCUCUUUUUGGGCAAUUUUUUGUCGAUAUUCGUAAAUGUUUUUUAUACAAAAAUCAUUUUAUGCUCGAUUUUAAGAGGAAGCAUACUGUAAAGUCCUUAGACGAAGCUUUCUUUUUGGUAAGCGAACGCAAACGCAUUUUGAGACGCAAUUUUUAGAGCAAAGUGUGGCUCCUUUCUAAGUGGUUUUUGCUAUUGAUAUACAAGCAGUUUUUCGUCAUGCUCUCCUCGCUAGUUAGUAGAGAGAGCUUUUUUGCUUUUUUUGCCACUGUUUUGAUAUAUACGAAUCGCUUUUGCGAACCUGUUUUUGUCGUCGUUGUCGUCGUCACACUUUGGAAAAAGUAUGAAAUUUUGAUACGGAAGUAGGAUAUGGGAAUGCAAUGUUCUUUCGUUUGUUUUAUCCAAAAUUGGCUCAUUCGUUAGAAACGAGAUAGAAACACAGUCGUGUUGAGGGAUAGGACGGAAACGGAUUUCAUCUCCUUUUUAUUUUAUUUUGCGCGAAAGUUGAUAAGAAGCAGGAACUUCAUCUCACCCCACCCCCAAACCAACCCUCCCCCCAAACAAACCAAUCAACCAAGAUCGAAUGAUUUUAUAUGAUCUUUUGUAGUGUAGUAUUUAUGUGGGUUUCUGUUUUCACAUAUUACAAUUAUUGAUUAUUAAUUACUAUGAUUUACAUCCUGCCCUAUCCCAAACAAUUUUCAAAACAUAUAUAUGAAUAUAUGUAUGUAUAUGUAUUUUGUAUAUGUAUAUGCAUAAGCAGGACAUAUAUAUAACCGCGAAAAAAGGAUAUAAGUUGUUGUUCGAUGUUACUUUGUAUGGAGAUUUUAUUUGUAUAUGUGUACUCUGUAUAUUCGAUUAGAAGGAAGAAGGGAUAAUGAGGAAAAUGCAGCAGCAACAGCAGCUAAAAAGAAAGUGCGAUUUUGUUGUCAACUUACGCUUUCUCUCCAGCACUCUGCUUUUGUUUUCAAAAUGAACAUUAAUAAUUCAGCAAAAUCCGUGGCUCUUUGGAGGCAGAGAGAGAGAGGGUGUAUUAGCAAGGAUUAGACAACUAAUAGACAGGGGAGAUAUGGGAUGCGAGAUGUGUGAGUGUAUGUGUGUGUUUGUAAAGGGUGGAAAGGAAAGAGUCCUAGUUCCCACCUUUUACACAUGCACACGCUAAGGCACAACACUCGCGCAACAAGUUAUACGGUCAUAUAUACAACAUUUGUUCGAUGGCAAAAACAUGAUUGAAAUACGAUAAUAAAAACAAAACAAACGCAUCAAUGAAGGCUAAUACGCGUAGGAAACAUA
Messenger RNA from Anopheles gambiae (African malaria mosquito), 6094 nucleotides. It is a transcript of the gene cta, whose product is annotated as guanine nucleotide-binding protein subunit alpha homolog. Lineage: Eukaryota; Metazoa; Arthropoda; Insecta; Diptera; Culicidae. Gene Ontology annotation, biological process: Rho protein signal transduction; adenylate cyclase-modulating G protein-coupled receptor signaling pathway. Gene Ontology annotation, cellular component: heterotrimeric G-protein complex; brush border membrane. The record is from RefSeq and is a predicted model, not a curated record. The coding region runs from base 569 to 1732 and encodes 387 amino acids. The transcript has 6 exons. Gene Ontology annotation, molecular function: guanyl nucleotide binding; D5 dopamine receptor binding; GTPase activity.